AUGAUGAUUGCUGAGGAUUUUGAUAGUGAAGUUUAUGAUACUUCACUAGAUAAGUUUAAAACUUAUGAGGAAUACUUAGAUUCUCACAUCACAAAGGAAGAUCUAUUCUAUUUAGAGGAUAUCGAAUUAGCCAGAUAAUUGAAAGAAUAGGGAUAUCAUGCGAAGACAGAGAUUUUAAGUCGCGAGCAAUUUGAGGCCAAGAAAAAGGCGGUGGAAGAAGCUAGACUUAACUAGAAUAAAGACAAAACUAAGGCACUUGCACAUACAGAAGUUAGCGAUCCAUCUAUUAUUGAGAAAUCUCCAUUCUUGAGAGCAUUAGCUGAACGAGAGUUAAAAGUCUUGAAUGGAAAAUUACUUACAAUUAUUUUUAUAAGAUUAGAAUCUGCUAAUUGCGAGGUAAGCGGUUACAUUGAUUAUGCACAUCGUUUGAAAACUGAAGAUUUUAAAAUAUAUUUUGAAGGGAAAAAAAAAUUACAACCUAGACCAACAGAUCUAUCAUAUUACAACUGGAGAACUGGAUAGUGCGUUUCAAAUGAUUCUCCCAAUUUUAAAGUGGAUGCAAAUUCUGGUCAACAAGGAUUGCUUUUUAGAAACAAAAGAGAUAGAAAAGUCAUUAAUGUUGAUCCAAACAAAAAACCAGAAGAUGGAAUGACAAGAACUGAAAUAGAAUCUCCAGAAGCAAUCCAAAUUGUCUUGUAUGACUAUUAUACAAGAAAGAAAUGAAAGCUUUAUUAUUUAUUUUUAUAUUAUUAAUAUUGUUUAGUA
Messenger RNA from Paramecium tetraurelia, 765 nucleotides. RefSeq lists its product as uncharacterized. The record is from RefSeq and is a predicted model, not a curated record. Lineage: Eukaryota; Ciliophora; Oligohymenophorea; Peniculida; Parameciidae. The transcript has 3 exons.